UUUCUUGAUUUCCAAUUUUUCAAUGCUUCGUUUUUGAACUGUAUACUUGCUUGAAUUCGGAUUGCCAAAGGAAGUGUUUUCGCCGCUGCGAUCUCAUGGAGUGCAUCAUAUACGCCAGGUAGUUGAAAAAGCUCCUUCAGCCUUUUAGUAGAAGUUUCGACACGCCGUGGAUCUUGCUGAGAUGUGGCGUCGCUGAUGACUUGGAAUAAUUCCUCGGGAGAAACCUGCUGUGAGUCGCCGCCCCGGGCCAUUCCUUGCAUUGUAUCACCAAUCGAGAAAUCCAGCGUCCACCACGCCUAAAAUGAAAUGCAAAAAGACAAGAUGGAUCGUUGGAUAAAGACCAAGAGGAAUUAAAUGAGCAAAAAGAACAUGGCAUGUGACAAAAACGCGACGCGAUGUAUCUUUGCUUUCUUCUUUUAUCUCUAUCACGACUCAUACUUUUUCCUUCGCCCUCAAGACAUAUCCACGCUGGUUUCAACCCCUGCAAAAUGCCUCCAAGAUACCGGCGAAAGAUUGAGGAAGAAGUUGUCGAGGAUUCAGAGCCAGAAAGAGAGGCAGCGAGGCUCGAACAACUUCAAACAAGCAAGGCAAUGGGUUCUCAUUUCGAGAAGCCGAGCGAUAGCUAUACGAAAGCCACGAGUCAGAAUUUCGAACUUUCGAACAGUGUCAUCGAAAUAUCUGAUGAUAGCCUGGUAGAAACCUCUUCACAUGUUCUCAACAAGAGGAACAUGUCAGACCUCCCACAAUCCAAAUCUCACGGAGAAGUCGAUAACAGCAUAAUUGAUAUCAGUGAUUCAUCCAUAGAACUACUACAAUCGGCUGGGACUAUACCAAAAUCUUUCGCGCCGAAAACGGCGGGCCCCGCCCAGUUGUUUGUUGAUUUAGGUGACUAUAACUCUGAGUUGGACAACACUCUGCCCGAACUACGGUUAGCGAGGUAUGCACAUACCAGCGCUCGGCCUAACAAACCAAAAACAAACCCCUCACAUUCUGCACGGGCGAUGUCUACCUCAUUCGGUAGUUCCCGAUCGGCUAUAGUAAAGAAGAUUACUGCGCAGACCUUGGUUCAGCGGCUCAGUGACGAAUUUAAUGCGGACUCCAUCUCCCGUCUGCUGAUGUGCGUGUGUUGUAACUUGAAAUGGACCACGCGAAAAAGUGUGUCCCAAAAGCUCACUCACUUCAAAACAUGUGCAAAGAAGCACGGCGUUCAGGACGACACGUUGGUCGACCUAAUCCGCAAGGGUAUUAUGGUUUCACCUGCAGUUCAGCCCAAGGGCAAAGGCACAUCCAUAGUCGUUGACGAUGCAUCUCCGAAGACUUUCUUCGACGAAGUCAUGCACGAUGCAGCUCCGAAGAAGCGAACUAGGCGGCAGGAAGUAAAGAGUACAGUCAAGGACAUUGCAGAAAUGCGAAAUGCUAUCCUGCUGAAAGCUCGAGCGAUAGUUGCCAAAGGGGACUCGGACGUACGAGCCCUACGCGAACAUGGAACUGGUGAACAUUCAGACAGUGAUCUAUCCAUCAAUUUUGUGCUGUCUUCGACGCCGAGGUUUGCGAAAAGCAGUUUAGCUAGUAGAAGCGGCUUGCAAGCUCGAUACAUGUUUUACAACGACGGAGGAACUCAUGAAUCGCCUCCCUCUUCUCCCAAUACUUCCUUCUCUCCGUUUUCACCUCCCAUCCAACAACUUCCCCCUUCACCUCCAAUAUCAUCAUCGGGAAUGGGCGAGGUUCUCCAGCCGCUAAUGGAUAUUGAUGUCCAUAACUUGCAUACCCUAUCCAAUAAUAAAUAUCCUGUCCCUCGCAAUUCAUAUUCACAUUCACGAUCCCCUAUUUCUACAUCUUCAAGACCGAAUCAGGCUACCCUGAAGAUCUCGAAGACUUUCGGAACUCCCAACUCGCCCCCGCUCACCCCUUCUCCUCAAAAAGUCAUUUCAUUGACUUCCUCUGCCAGUCCACCGACAUACAGUCCUUUUAAGGAUCGCUAUUAUACCUCGGACGAAGAUAUGAGGCAGUAUAUGGACGAUGCCUAUCUGCAUUAUGAUCCAGAAGACAAUACACAUUCUCUUUCCACUACAAAUCAACCCCUUCGCAGAACUCCGUCAAAAUUAUCGCCCGCUCCCCUGUCCCCUAAGUCAAAGUCUCGUUCCCGCAGUACUACUGCUCUUCGAAAGAAGCCCGCUAUUAAGGAGAAAAUUGUGAUUGAUGCAGCAUGGGCGGAGGACAUAAGGAACAAAAUUAUGAAAGAUACGACGCUGCAUCUUCGUAUCUUGAGAUUGGAGCCUAUACAUUUCGAUGUGUUCCUUUCGAAGAUAGAAGGACAGGAUCAACAACCAUCUGCAAAACUCAAACAUCAUCUCCGAGAAUUUUUGGAUAAACAAGCUAUCAAUUUCUACGGUGCUGAACCUGUAGGAAGACAAAGGCGUUGAGCCAUUGUAUCCAUCUCCACGUAUGUAUGUAUCUAUACGGAUGUAGUUGUCAUAUAUAUAUGUACAUCGAAUGCACAUAUAACUAGUAAAUAUAAUUUAUCUUUUGUCGAGAUUGAACGAC
Lentinula edodes (shiitake mushroom) is the source of this 2544-nucleotide messenger RNA. RefSeq lists its product as uncharacterized. The transcript has 5 exons. The coding region runs from base 396 to 2423 and encodes 675 amino acids. NCBI's taxonomy places the organism in Eukaryota, Fungi, Basidiomycota, Agaricomycetes, Agaricales, Omphalotaceae. The record is from RefSeq and is a predicted model, not a curated record.